Molecule: messenger RNA, 693 nt
Organism: Durusdinium trenchii
Lineage: Eukaryota; Dinophyceae; Suessiales; Symbiodiniaceae
Source: the annotation of a GenBank genome assembly
AUGAAUUGCAACUCUCUCCGAAGGUUGACUAUCCCAAGCUCGGUUACAUACAUUGGAAAAGACGCUUUUAGUGGUUGCACUUCAUUGAAAAGCUUGACCAUCCCUGAUUCUGUGACGCGUGUGAGACACAAUGCCUUGAAAGGUUGUAGCUCGUUGACAGGCUUGACACUGCCCGGUUCUCUUGCUUCCGUUGAAGCAUGCACAUUUAAAGAUUGUAAGUCUUUGACAAACCUCGCUAUCCCCGACUCCAUGAUGUUCAUUGGACCUGAAGCCUUCAGCUGCUGCAGUGCUUUGACCAGCUUGAGAAUACCCAACUCUAUGCGCAGCAUUGCUUACUACACCUUUCGUGGAUGCUGGUCCUUGAAAGAUAUUACAAUCCCCGAUUCUGUGACUCAGAUUGAAGCGUGUGCAUUUCAAGAUUGCAAGUCUUUGACGAGUUUGUCCAUCCCCGACUCCGUGUGUCUCAUUGGAUCGCAUGCGUUCAGCGGCUGCAUUUCGUUGACAAGUUUGAGGCUUCCCAGCUCGAAAUUGACUCGUAUUGAAGCAUGUGCUUUCAAGGACUGCAAGUCCUUGACCACUUUCACCAUCCCUGACUCUGUGUCUUUUCUUGGAGCCAGUGUCCUCAGUGGCUGCAGUUCUUUAUCCAACUUGGAUGUUCCUGACUCUUUGGCUUCGUUUGAUCUAGGUCUCUAG